Molecule: messenger RNA, 8919 nt
Organism: Grosmannia clavigera kw1407
Lineage: Eukaryota; Fungi; Ascomycota; Sordariomycetes; Ophiostomatales; Ophiostomataceae
Product: tor pathway phosphatidylinositol 3-kinase
Exons: 7
Coding region: 1-8919 (2972 amino acids)
Biological process (GO): protein phosphorylation; negative regulation of macroautophagy; TOR signaling
Cellular component (GO): TORC2 complex; TORC1 complex; nucleus
Molecular function (GO): protein binding; protein-containing complex binding; protein serine/threonine kinase activity
Source: RefSeq, a predicted model, not a curated record
AUGGCUUCGUCACAGGGGUCGGCAGAGCUCAGCACGGAUGCCCUUAUCAAGGAGCUCAAGUCGAGGUCCAUUACCGAUGAGCAGCGGAGACGAGCAGCCCAGCAGCUGCGGGAGACUGUGGCGGUUGCACAGCGAGAUCUGAGCGCUGAGCUGUUCCAAACACACUUGAGCACGGUGCAAGGGAAGAUCAGCACACUGGUUCAGGGCGAUACGACGCUCGAAAAACUAGGCGGGAUCUAUGCUCUCGAUGCGUUUGUCGAGUUUGAGGGCGUUGACCCGACAGUCAAGUACACGCGCUUUGCGUCUGCUCUGACGAGGGUGAUGUCUGGCAAGGACAUCAACUGCAUGCAGUCGGCAGCCGUUGUCAUUGGUAAGCUGUGCCGGCCUGGAGGAGGCUCGCUCGUGUCGUCGCUUGUCGACACCGACGUGCAGCUUGCCCUCGAGUUUCUUCAGGACGGCAGCAGCGAGGAAAGGCGGUACAGCGCAGCCCUUUUGUUGCGAGAAAUCGCCCGAAAUGCCCCAACCCUUAUGUAUGGAAAGGUGGUGGACAUCCUCGACUGGAUAUGGGUCGGCCUUCGCGACCAGCGCCAUCUGAUUCGGGUCACCUCCGCUGAGGCAGUUAGCGCCUGCUUCAAGAUCAUCAGCGAGCGUGACCCGGAGCUGAAGAGCAGGAUUAUGGACAAGAUGUACGAGGAAGCCAGCCACGGAUUCAAGCUUAACACGGUCGACUCUAUCCAUGGCUCGUUGCUUGUGCUGAAGGAGCUUCUCGAGCAGGGCGGCAUGUACAUGCAGCACCGCUACACAGAAGCCUGCGAGAUUGUCUCGCGGUACAAGGACCAUCGCGAUGCGACGAUUCGCAAAACGGCCGUCCUACUGAUUCCCGAUCUCGCAAUCUAUGCGCCGACCCAGUUCUCUGAAAAUCACCUGCACCAGUUUAUGAUUUAUCUCUCGGCGAUGCUCAAGCGCGAGAAGGAGCGCAACGAUGCUUUUGUCGCUAUCGGCAGCGUCGCCAAUGCGGUCAAGAGUGCCAUGGCUCCGUAUCUCGAUGGAAUCCUGAUCUACAUCCGCGAGGGACUCAGUGUGAACGCUCGCAAGAAGGCGUCUGUUGAUCCUGUUUUUGACUGUAUCAGCCGGCUGGCCGUCGCUGUCGGGCAGACUCUGACGAAGUACAUGGAGGCACUACUAGAUCCCAUCUUCGCCUGCGACAUGACGCCCAAGUUGACCCAGGCUCUCGUCGAUAUCGCGUUCUACGUACCCGCGGUGCGCAGCACCAUCCAGGAGAGGCUGCUGAACAUGAUCAGCAUUGUGCUCUGCGGGGAGCCCUUCAAACAGCUGGGCGCGCCUCUGUCACAGGGUGGUAGUGUGCUGGCGUCUGCGGCUCCUACAAUCACGACCAAAGAGACACCCAAAGACGCCGCCGCUAUCGAGCUGCACAAGGCUGAGGUGAAGCUGGCUCUAAACACGCUGGGUUGCUUUGACUUCUCCGGACAUGUCUUGAACGAGUUUGUUCGAGAUGUGGCAAUGCGCUACGUUGACGACGACGAUCCAGAGACGCGCGAGGCUGCCGCGCUGACCUGCUGUCAGCUGUACCUGCGCGAUCCCAUCGUCAACCAAGAGAGCUACCACGCCAUGCAGGUAGUGGGCGAUGUGGUGGAGCGACUGCUGACUGUGGCUGUAUCUGACCCGGUGUCGCAUAUCCGUCUUACCAUUCUCAAUGCACUUGACAGCCGGUUUGACCGCCAUCUCGGCAAGGCAGAGAACAUCCGCACGGCUUUCUACGCUCUGAACGACGAGUACUUCCCUAUCAGGGAAGUGGCUGUGCGUCUGAUCGGACGCUUGACGCGCGAGAACCCAGCUUAUAUCGUGCCGUCUCUCCGCAAGACGUUGAUCCAAAUGCUUACCGAGCUCGAGUUCUCAGACGUUUCUCGGAAUAAGGAGGAGAGCGCGAAGCUGCUCAGCUUGCUGGUUCAGAACGCCCAGAUGCUAAUUCAGCCGUAUGUGCACCCAAUGAUGGAAGUGCUGCUGCCCAAGGCAGCCGAUCCGACGGCGUCCGUGGCGGCCACUAUUAUCAAGGCCAUUGGCGAGCUUUGCAACGUCGGUGGAGAAGAGAUGCUGCGCUACAAGGACCGGCUGAUGCCGAUUCUCGUUGAUGCGCUCCAGGACCAGUCAUCGAUUGUGAAGCGCGAGGCGGCUCUGCGCACCAUCGGCCAGCUGGCUUCCAACUCGGGUUAUGUUAUCGACCCUUACUUGGAGUACCCGCAGCUGCUUGACAUGUUGCAGAAUAUCAUUCGCGGUGAACCACAGCAUGCGACUCUGCGACAAGAGACGAUCAAGCUGAUGGGCAUUCUCGGCGCCCUUGAUCCGUACCGACACCAGCAAGUAGAGGAGCGCAGUCCAGAGCUGCAGCUGCGUGUGGAGGCAACGCAGACGACGGACAUCUCGCUGAUGAUGACGGGUCUCACCCCAUCGAACAAGGAGUACUACCCGACCGUCGUUAUCAAUGCCCUUCUCGGCAUUCUCAAGGAUCACUCGCUGGUGCAGUACCACCAGGACGUUAUCAGCGCCAUCAUGUCUAUCUUCCGCACUCUUGGGCUGGAGUGUGUCCAAUUUCUCGAUCGCAUCAUACCCGCCUUUCUCCUCGUCAUACGGAGCUCGUCACCCUCCAAGGCCGAGGCCUAUUUCAGCCAGCUUGCCACACUAGUAAGCAUUGUUCGACAGCACAUCCGCAACUAUUUACCGUCGCUUGUGGAGAUCAUGCAGGAGUACUGGAACAGCUCGCCAUCGUUGCACUCGACAAUCUUGUCGUUGAUCGAGUCCAUCUCUCGGUCGCUCGAAGGCGAGUUCAAGAUUUACCUGGCGGGCUUGCUACCACUGAUGCUCGGGCUCCUGGAAAACGACACGUCGAUGCGGCGUCUCCCAUCGGAAAAAGUGCUGCAUGCUUUCCUUGUGUUUGGAUCAAGCAGCGAGGAGUACAUGCAUCUUAUCAUUCCGGUGAUUGUGCGCACUUUUGAGAAGCCGAACCAGCCGACGUUUCUACGCAAGAUGGCCAUUGAGGCAAUUGGCAAGAUCUCGCGGCAGGUGAACCUCAAUGACUAUGCCUCCAAGAUCAUCCACCCCCUGAAUAGAAUUCUCGCGUGCAACGAGCCGGUCCUGCGGGUGGCUGGUCUGGACACGCUCUGUGCGCUUAUUCACCAGCUGGGCAAAGAUUACCUCCACUUUAUGACCAUGGUGAACAAGACGAUCGCGCAGCAGGGUAUCCAGCAUGCCAACUACGAGCUGCUUGUGACGAAGCUUCAAAAAGGCGACGUGCUACCGCAGGAUCUCAGCUCCGAGAACCGUUUUGCCGACCAGUUGGAUGAGGUGCCAUUUGCCGAGCAGGCAACGAAGAAGCUCGAGAUGAACGCUGUGCAUCUCAGGACGGCAUGGGACACGAAGGGCAAAUCUACCAAGGAAGACUGGCAAGAGUGGCUGCGUGGAUUCAGUACGACGUUGCUGAACGAGUCACCCAACCAUGCUCUCCGCGCGUGUGCUGCCUUGGGCAACCUGUAUCCGCCACUGGCGCGGGAGCUGUUCAACUCGGCUUUCGUGUCUUGUUGGAGCGAGCUGUACGAUCAGUACCAGGAGGAGCUGAUCUACAAUAUUGAGAACGCGAUCAAGUCGGAGCACAUCCCUCCGGACCUGCUCGGGCUGCUUCUGAACCUGGCCGAGUUCAUGGAGCACGACGACAAGGCGCUGCCUAUCGAUAUUCGGGUGCUGGGGCGCGAAGCGGGCCGGUGCCACGCAUACGCAAAGGCGCUGCACUACAAGGAGCUCGAAUUUUUGCAGGACCAGAGCACGUCUGCGGUGGAAGCUCUGAUCUCGAUCAACAACCAGCUACAGCAGUCUGAUGCCGCCAUUGGCAUAUUGCGUAAGGCACAAUUGUACAAGGAUGGCAUACAGCUGCGUGAGACCUGGUUUGAAAAGCUGGAGCGCUGGGAGGAGGCGCUGGCUUUCUACGAGCAGCGCGAGAAGGAGCUCCCAGAGGACCAGCUGGCAUCGAUCGAGCUGGUGAUGGGCAAGAUGCGAUGUCUGCAUGCGCUGGGCGAAUGGGAUGCGCUGGCGACGAUUGCAGGGAACACUUGGGCCAACUCGGCGCAGGAAAUCAAGCGACUGGUGUCGCCGCUGGCGACGGCGGCUGCGUGGAACCUGGGCAAGUGGGACCUCAUGGACGUGUACCUGCAAGCGAUGAAGCGGCAAUCGACGGACCGGGCGUUCUUCGGGGCGAUCCUGGCGCUGCACCGGAACCAAUUCCGCGAAGCAGCCGUCUGCGUGGAGCUGGCACGGCAGGGACUGGACGUGGAGCUCAGCGCCCUCGUGACGGAAUCGUACACGCGGGCAUACCAGGUGAUUGUGCGGGUGCAGAUGCUGGCGGAGCUGGAGGAGCUCAUCACGUACAAGCAGUGCGACCCGAAGAAGCAGGAGUCGUUGCGGCGGACGUGGGAGACGCGGCUGCUGGGCUGCCAACGCAACGUGGAGGUGUGGCAGCGAAUGCUCCGGCUUCGUGGGCUGGUGGUCAGCCCGAUGGAGAACAUGCAGAUGUGGAUCAAGUUCUCGAAUCUCUGCCGCAAGUCGCAGCGGAUGGGCCUGGCGGAGAAGUCGCUCAAGCACCUGAUCGGCAACGAAGACCCGCUCGAGUACACGAUCCCACACUGGGUGGACGCAGAGGUGCUGCGGGAGCGCGAACAGGUGCGCGAGAGGGAGCGGGAGAUGGAGUACGAGCGGCGUCGUGCGGCCCGGGAGAACAACGGAUCGGGCAACGGCAACGGCAUCGACAUGAUGGGCGGACGGGGCCAGCGAGACUUCCGGCACGGACGUCUGCUAAUCGACAGCACGGCCAACGAGGCGGGCAGCGGGGCGGCCGCACACGACGACUACCCGAAGCCGCCACCACCGCCGCCGUCACAGGUGAUCUAUGCGGUCCUCAAGUACGAGUGGGACCGCGGACAGCUGGCAGACAACAAGCACGCAGGGAUCGCGGAGAAGGCGCUCGGUUGUCUGCGGCAGUUCACGGCGGACCUGGGCGUGCGUCUGGAGGCGGCACGGCAGCAGUUCCAGAUGCACGGCAUGACGAUGAACGGCGGAAUGGGACCAAACGGGCUGGGUGUCGGCGGGCUAGACAUGUCAGGCCACCAUGGGUUUGACCGGGUCCGAGAUGCGGCAUCGGCGGCACAGAUGAGCCCGGAGACGCAGCGGCUGCUACAGGAGCAGACGAAGCUGCUGGCCAAGGGAUACCUGCGGACGGGCGACUGGCUGAUCGCGCUCAACAAGGACUCUUGGCGCAACACACACGUGCGGGAGAUUCUGUUUAACUACACGCAGGCGACCAAACACAACCCGAAGUGGUACAAGGCGUGGCACGCGUGGGCACUGGCGAACUUUGAGGUGGUGCAGGCACUGACGGCUGGCGGCAACGCUAACGGGGCCAACGGAGUGGGCGGACAGGCAGCGGGGCCACAGGCGGCGGUGGAUUACGGCAUAGUGUUGGAGCACGUGGUACCGGCAGUGCGCGGGUUCUUCGAGUCGAUCGCGCUGUCCAAGGGCAGCACGCUGCAGGACACGUUGCGGCUGCUGGCGCUCUGGCUGACACACGGCGGCCAUCCGGACGUCAACGUGGCCGUGACGGAGGGCUUCGCGCGGGUCAGCGUGGACACGUGGCUGGAGGUGAUCCCACAGCUGAUUGCACGGAUCAACCAGCCGAACCGACGGGUACAGCAGUCGGUGCACAACCUGCUGGCCGACGUGGGCCGGGCACAUCCACAGGCGCUGGUGUACCCGCUGACCGUGGCGAUGAAGUCGUGGCAGAACACGCGACGGUCACGAUCGGCCGCACAGAUCAUGGACAGCAUGCGGCAGCACAGCGCGAAGCUGGUGGAGCAGGCAGACCUGGUCAGCCACGAGCUGAUCCGGGUGGCGGUGCUGUGGCACGAGCUCUGGCACGAGGGUCUGGAGGAGGCGUCGCGGCUCUACUUUGGCGACCACAACAUUGAGGGCAUGCUGGCAGUGCUGGAACCGCUGCAUGAUCUGCUGGAGCGUGGGCCGGAGACGUUGCGGGAGAUAUCGUUUGCGCAGACGUUUGGGCGUGAUCUGGGCGAGGCGCGCGAGUGGUGUCGGCAGUACGAAGUCAGCCACGAUGCCAGCGACCUCAACCAGGCUUGGGACCUGUACUACCAGGUGUUCCGGCGGAUUACACGGCAGCUGCCGCAGAUGACAUCGCUGGAGCUGACGUACUGCUGUCCGAAGCUGUUGAUGGCACGUGACCUGGAUCUCUCGGUGCCGGGCAAGUAUCGCAGCGGACAGCCGGUGAUCCGGAUCAUGUCGUUUGCGCCGACGUUUGCGGUGAUCAGCUCGAAGCAGCGGCCGCGCGAGAUGAAGAUUGUGGGCAGCGACGGCAACAACCACGCGUUCCUGCUCAAGGGCCACGAGGACAUCCGACAGGACGAGCGGGUGAUGCAGCUGUUUGGGCUGUGCAACACACUGCUCUCGAUGGACUCGGAGAGCUACAAGCGCCACCUCAACAUUGAGCGGUUCCCGGCGAUCCCGCUGUCGCAGAACUCGGGCCUGCUCGGCUGGGUGCCCAACAGCGACACGAUCCACGUGCUGAUCCGCGAAUAUCGCGACUGCCGCAAGAUCCUGCUCAACAUUGAGCACCGCAUCAUGCUGCAGAUGGCGCCCGACUACGACAACCUGACGCUGAUGCAGAAGGUGGAGGUGUUUGGCUACGCGCUGGACAACACGACCGGCCAGGAUCUGUACCGGGUGCUGUGGCUGAAGAGCAAGAAUUCGGAGGCCUGGCUGGACCGCCGGACGAACUACACCCGCUCGCUGGGCGUCAUGUCCAUGGUCGGCUACAUUCUCGGCUUGGGCGACCGGCAUCCGUCGAACCUGAUGCUGGACCGUGUGACCGGCAAGAUUGUGCACAUUGACUUUGGCGACUGCUUCGAGGUGGCCAUGAAGCGGGAAAAGUACCCAGAGCGCGUGCCCUUCCGCCUGACCCGCAUGUUGACGUAUGCCAUGGAAGUGAGCAAUAUUGAGGGCAGCUUCCGGAUCACGUGUGAGCACGUGAUGCGUGUAUUGCGAGACAACAAGGACAGUGUGAUGGCUGUGUUGGAAGCUUUCAUUCACGACCCGCUCUUGACCUGGCGUCUGACCAAUGCACAAUCGCCGGCCGGCCCCAACUUCCAAUCGGAACGCGAGCUGGCCAUCCUGGGACCGGCUGCGGGUGCGCGGACGAGACGGGCGUCGGUCCUCGACGGACACGUGGCGCCGUCGGAGCUUCUGGUAGGCGGAUCUGCCGUGGACGAUGACGACGACGGCAGUGCAGUAGCCGGACCCGAUGCCGGUGGCGGACGUGCUCGCACGCGGUCCAACAGCUCGCUGGUGGCGGCGCCGACAGCCGCAGCAGCACCAGUCAAUGGAACGAACGGAGCCAACGGAGCUAACGGAGCCAACGGAGCCAACGGAGCCAAUGGGACCAACGGUUCCCAGCAGCUGCUGCCACAACAGCUGCCAUACGCGGCUGAGACGCAGAAUGCGCGGGCUGUCGAGGUGCUUGGGCGCGUGCAGCAGAAGCUGACGGGACGCGACUUCAAGCCGGGCGAGGAGCUGGACGUCACGGCGCAGGUAAACAAGCUGAUCAUCGAGGCGACCAAGCUGGAGAACCUGUGCCAACACUACAUUGCAUACGCUGGACGAGCCGUCACGAAUCUGAAGGGUGGAAGAGUACGAGACAGAGAAGACGACAAGAGAGCUUCUGCACGACAGCCGGCAUCGAUGGCCAGCAUCCACUCGGUCCAGAACUUCUCUCUGCCCAGCCGAGCGGGCAGUCGCCGGACGGUGACGCCGCUGGGCCGAUCAGGCGUGCCCUCGCUCGGUCCUGCCUUGAGCACAGCCCAGCUCAACCGCCGACGGCCUCGGCCUAUGUCGACGUCUUCAUCGGCGCCGGCACUGACGACGGCAGUAGGGGAUGGGGACGGCAGCAGUGCGGCGUGUCAGCCGGAAUGGAUCCAGGAAGAGGGGUCAGACAGAGGACCGGAAAGGGAGACACGACAGUCGCCAGAUGCUGGCAUUGUUAUCGGUCACGCUACCACCAGUCUCCGUCUUGCCGCCUCUGGCGCGCCGCCAUCGGCUCGCCAUGGUGCUGCUCGUGGCCGUCCUGCUGGCUGGCUUGCUGUCGUGCGCGGCUGCCGUGACGCGGUGCUGCUCGUGGCCGUCCUGCUGGCUGGCUUGCUGUCGUGCGCGGCUGCCGUGACGCUGGUGGCGGCGAGCGUGGCUGUGCGGGCGACGACGACGACGACGAGCGCCCUGUCGUGGGAGGCACACGGGAUCGCAUGGCUGGCAGCCAGCCUGGCAAUCAGCGCAGCGGCCGGAAUUGUGCUGGCAGUGGUGGCGUGGCGACAGAGGCAGCAGGCCGGGAGAGAUGACGAGAGCGAAACAGGAGAAGAAGCGGACGCGACAGACCAGAGCAGAGAAUGGAUGGAGAUGGGAGCGCUCACGAGCGAGGACCAGCUCGAUCACAUCGUCGACUGUGAGGAGGACCGCAACUGGGCCCGUUUCGUCGAGGAUCCCCUACGGUUGCGACGCUAUGUCGAGGCCUUGGAGGCACGGCUGGCCUUGACCCAAGAGACGCCGGAAAAAGAGGACACCAAGGCUGCUGGAGAGGUAGAAGAGGCGGAAAUCGCGGCCACAACCGUCUCAGCCGUCACCUGCUCGAAAGACCGGAUUCUGCUCGGCCACACCAUCACCAGCAGCUGCAACAGCAGCAGCAGCAACGCCGUCGUCGGCGGACUGGCCAUCGGUGGGCCAGGUGCAUCGUCCAACAGUCUCCUCCUGCCGCUGGCACCACCUUGGCCGCCGUCGUCGCCGCCGCCUAGACUUUGCUAG